This is a messenger RNA of Theobroma umbraticum, 735 nucleotides long. RefSeq lists its product as uncharacterized. The record is from RefSeq and is a predicted model, not a curated record. NCBI's taxonomy places the organism in Eukaryota, Viridiplantae, Streptophyta, Magnoliopsida, Malvales, Malvaceae.
CUAACUACGACCAGGUUUAAUCAAAGAAGGCGGUGCAUAUCCUCUACGAGUAUGACUGUUUUAUUAUUCUCCAGUCCACCAUUGUCACCUACCUUCGUUUUCUAUAUUUCAAACUCUGUGCUGUUCACAUAAUCAUCUUUGCUAGCUGCCCAUAUUCCUCUUAUCGUCACGCCAUGGCCAUGCUUAGAGCUUUCAGCACCAGGAGAAGCCGUGGCGGCUACGAAAGGUUACUUGAAGUUGAAGUUGACGAGCCUGUCACGAGCACUGGUCACUUUGAAGCACAGCUGAAGAGGGCUAGAAGUGUGCCAGCUCGAGUUUUUGGUUUGUCAAGAAGGUUUACCCCGGCAUUGGCCUUGCCUGAAAAUUCUCAAGUGAAGUCGAAGUCGUCGUCGUCGUCGUCGUCCACCAAGAAGGUUACCAAGAGUCACCCACUUUUCAGCCUCUUCGAUGCUCGUCGUAAGAAGAAAACAACGGCAAAACCAGAAUUCGCGAGGUAUAUAGAGUAUCUCAAGGAAGGAGGGAUGUGGGACCUGAAGGCAAACAUGCCUGUGAUAUACUACAAAUGAACAGGUGUUUUCCUACUUAUUAUUGAGCCAAUUGCUCGAUUAUUUGAGAGACACAGGAUUUGAAUUUUUUUUUAAAUACGUACAUUGAUGGUUUAAUGUAUUAAAUGUUGAAAUGUAAUUUUUAUGAUUUUUCAUUAGUUUAUUUAAAUAGUUCUUUAAAUUUCCAGAA